UACGCGUACAUUAUAAAUAUAAGCACAUAAUAAAGUGGUAGAUGUUUAUAGAGAGACGUAUAUUAUAGCUAGAGAAGAAACAGAAAACAAAGAUGGGGUUGGACUGGGGACCGGUGCUAAUGUCGGUAAUUUUCUUCAUCGUGUUGAGCCCUGGAGUUUUGUUUCAGCUGCCCGGAAAGAGCAAAGCGGUUGAGUUCGGUGGGUUUCAGACAAGCGGCCCCUCCAUUGUCAUCCACACUCUCCUCUUCUUCGCCUUCAUCACCAUCUCCCUCAUCGCCCUUCACAUCCACAUCUACGCCGCCUAAUUAACCCUACCUUCCCCUUCACGUCAUGGCUCCUUUUCUUCAUUUCUUGAUUUCUGAUUUUCUUGUGGAAUACUGUUAGUUCCUUCUUUUAUGGUUGGUUCAUUUAUCAAGAAUAAUCAUUUUUAUGAACCAUGUAUAUUGUCAUAAUUAAGUUCCCACUUUUUAUUUUGGUUUUGAGAUUUCAAAGAGUAAGAGUAACUUAUCUCGCCUACUUAUUACAGACCCCAAAUAAAAGCUUUA
Messenger RNA from Arabidopsis thaliana (thale cress), 545 nucleotides. Its product is annotated as peroxidase (DUF 3339). Lineage: Eukaryota; Viridiplantae; Streptophyta; Magnoliopsida; Brassicales; Brassicaceae. The transcript has a single exon. The coding region runs from base 93 to 305 and encodes 70 amino acids. The record is from RefSeq and is marked reviewed.